Molecule: messenger RNA, 2092 nt
Organism: Eubalaena glacialis (North Atlantic right whale)
Lineage: Eukaryota; Metazoa; Chordata; Mammalia; Artiodactyla; Balaenidae
Gene: HDHD3
Product: haloacid dehalogenase like hydrolase domain containing 3
Exons: 2
Coding region: 287-1042 (251 amino acids)
Source: RefSeq, a predicted model, not a curated record
AGGCGGAGGGCUGGGACACGGGAGAAGAGGGGCGCCGCCGAGCUUCUGCGCCCUUUCCGGAGCGGGCGUGCGGCUGCGGCUUCCUUCUUGACCGGCUUCCCCGCGAGGCAGGAUCUUCUGCUGUGAAGACGUUACUUAAGUGCCAGCAGAUCUGACCCACGAAGCCUGGAAAGAGAAGACCAUCAGGUUGUUCGGCGCGGUGCCGUCCAGCUCGACCUCCCCUAGAGGCCCCCGGACCUGAGGCAGAGGUGCGAGUGGGGUGGCCUGGCCCCCCUCCUGCAGACCCAUGGCGCGCCGGCUCCAGUUACAACUGCUGACGUGGGACGUGAAGGACACGCUGCUCAGGCUCCGCCACCCCGUGGGGGAGGAAUAUGCUGCCAAGGCCCGGGCCCACGGGCUGGAGGUGGAGGCUGCGGCCCUGGGACAGGCCUUCGGGCGGGCGUACAGGGCUCAGAGCCACAGCUUCCCCAGCUAUGGCCUGAGCCGCGGCCUCACCUCCCGCCAGUGGUGGCUGGAUGUGGUCCUGCAGACCUUCCACCAGGCAGGCGUUCGGGAUGCCCAGGCUGUGGCCCCCAUCGCUGACCAGCUGUACGAGGACUUCAGCAGUUCCCGCACCUGGCAGGUGUUGGAGGGGGCUGAGGCCACCCUGAGGGGGUGCCGAAAACGAGGUCUGAGGCUGGCAGUGGUCUCCAACUUUGACCGACGACUGGAGGACAUCCUGGCGGGUCUUGGUCUGCAGGAACACUUCGACUUUGUGCUGACCUCCGAGGCUGCCGGCUGGCCCAAGCCCGAUCCCCGCAUUUUCCAUGAGGCCUUGCGCCUUGCUCAGGUGGAACCGGCGGUGGCAGCCCAUAUUGGGGACAGUUACCAAUGUGAUUACAAGGGAGCACGGGCCGUAGGUAUGCACAGCUUCCUGGUGGCUGGCCCCGAGCCUUUGGACCCUGCGGUCAAGGAUUCUGUACCCGAAGAACACAUCCUCCCCUCACUGUCCCAUCUCCUGCCUGCCCUUGACUGCCUGGAGGGCUCACCCCCAGGGCUUUGAGUCAGGCGAGGGAAGCGGUCGGGCCCAACAAACACUGGAGACAGGGAGCCCCUUCCUUCCCUGAGAUCUGGCCUUCACCCCUCCCCCUGCAGCCACCAUAAUGCAUUCCGACUAUAAAGCAGUGAAUGCGGGGCAUUCAACCCUGCCCCACUAACCAGCUCCUGGUCUCUGAGAUGAUUCAUUCCUCACACCUGCGUCCAUUUUCUACCACGAGUCCCCCUCACCUCCAACAAGAUUCAUGAGGGCCCAACUAGCUUCAAAACCAACACUUUAAAACUUUCUUUUUAGCAGCAGGGCCUUUCGUCAUGGGAGAGCUUAUGUGGAACCCCAACAUGCAAAACAGGAAAAAUGAGAAACUGCUAGGGUUGAAGCAGAGGUCCUGGGACCCUUCAUUCGGGCCCUGAAGCCUCUGCGACUCUUUCCCCUGAGAAGCCUGAGAUCAGAGGAGCUUAGUACCUGCAGGUACUGGAGUUCUCAUUUAGGCGUGUCUGACUCCGAAGCCCAUUGGCUUGACUGCGAGGUUACAAGUAGAAUGGGAUCCAUGUCACACAAGACAUAAUGCAGUGGAGAUCCAGGGAGAAUAGAGAAGGUGUCCUAAGGAUGGCGGUCUUGAAGGGCACCCCAGUCAUAGGAAUAGCUUGGGGGUGGGAAAGCACAGGGAACAAGGACUGGAGCAUGAGGUGGCAGGAGUGCAGGGACUACGGGGGGAAUCACUGGAGAUUGAAGAAGUAGGUUGGGCUUUUAAAAUUCCAUGUCUCGGGCUUCCCUGGUGGCGCAGUGGUUGAGAAUCUGCCUGCCAAUGCAGGGGACACGGGUUCGAGCCCUGGUCUGGGACGAUCCCACAUGCCGCGGAGCAAAUGGGCCCGUGAGCCACAACUACUGAGCCUGCGCGUCUGGAGCCUGUGCUCCGCAACAAGAGGCCGCGACAGUGAGAGGCCCGCGCACCGCGAUGAAGAGUGACCCCCGCUUGCCGCAACUAGAGAAAGCCCUCGCACAGAAACAAAGACCCAACACACCCAAAAAUAAAUAAAUAAAUAAAUAAAUAAAGUU